Pterocles gutturalis (yellow-throated sandgrouse) is the source of this 944-nucleotide messenger RNA. RefSeq names its product N-acetylserotonin O-methyltransferase-like protein. The record is from RefSeq and is a predicted model, not a curated record. Lineage: Eukaryota; Metazoa; Chordata; Aves; Pterocliformes; Pteroclidae. The transcript is spliced from 7 exons. Gene Ontology annotation, molecular function: nucleoside triphosphate diphosphatase activity. The annotation marks the transcript as partial.
GGCCUGCGGUUUGAGGUGGUUCCAUCCUGGUUUAAGGAGACACUUGAAAAGUCAUCUUUUGCAACUCCUUAUGAGUAUGCUGUGGAAACAGCGAAACAGAAAGCUCUCGAAGUAGCAAACAGAAUGCAUGUAAAACACCUGAGAACACCUGAUGUUGUCAUAGGAGCAGACACUAUCGUGUCUGUGGAUGAGCAGAUCCUGGAGAAACCAGUUGAUAAACAAGAUGCAUAUAGGAUGCUGUCAAGGUUGAAUGGGAAAGAACACAGUGUGUUCACGGGAGUGGCUAUUAUACAUUGCAGCAGUAAAGAUAACCAGCUAGACAUGGAAGUCACUGAUUUCUAUGAAGAGACUAAAGUAAAAUUUUCUGACCUGUCUGAAGAGCUCUUAUGGGAGUAUAUUCAUAGCGGGGAGCCAAUGGACAAGGCUGGUGGAUAUGGAAUCCAGGCCCUUGGUGGAAUGUUAGUUGAGUAUGUCCAUGGAGACUUCUUGAAUGUGAUGGGAUUUCCUCUGAAUCACUUCUGCAAAAAGCUAGCAGAGUUGUAUUAUCCGCCCCCUAAACAUAAUAUACAACAUAAAAAAUAUGACUCUAUCCCUUCCGUGGACACUUUUGAGAACCUAAGUGACAGAGAAAGUGAAUCUUCAAAUUUCACAGAGCAUAAAGGUGCUAGUAAGGUGGACAGCAGUGGGAUGUGUUCCUCAGGAGCUAUUUGCAAUUCUGGAAACAGUUCUAGUGUCAGAGCUGGUUUUAUGGUACCUUUGGAAAAGCAGACUGGAGUGUCAGUGUCAGCAAAAGUUCCAUCUAAAAUUCUAGAGCUGAUGGAUGGUUUUAGAGCUUCAAAGAUGUGUUUAGCUGAUAAUCUCUGCGCAGUAUCUGAUAGAGACAUACACAUAACACUUUACAAACAGGAGGUCACGUUCUGUGUAGCAGCCAAGUAUGAUGGGAA